GCGUGCAUGCACGGGCCAUUUAUCAGCCACAUCAGGCUGAUUUCCGAUAUAGACAGUUUUCUUUAUAUUGGUGCCGAUUUCCGAUAGUGGACUGAUGUAUCGGUGCACUUGUAGUUUAUAGCUCUGGUUACUCUGACACAAUCCACAAGCACAAACUGUUUAGUAUACCUUCUAGAACAGUGGUUCCUAACAUUUUUAGACUCAAGAAACCCCUUGGUAGACUUGAUGCACCCCUCAGAAAAUAAAACCUCUUAGUUUUUCACUUGUUUCUUUACUUUCAGCUUGGCGUGCCCUUGCACCAAAUGCAGCCUAUUUAUGCCCACAAGAGGCAUUGCAUUAUUUUGACCCAGCUCACCCAAUGUCUAAUAUAGAUCAGGCACUUCAGUGGGGCUAUUUAGCAUUUUUACCUAAUAGAUGAUUAAAUCAGUUAUUUGAUAAAAGUGCUAUAAGGCCCUGCUGAAUUGCCCAAUUUAUACAGACUCUGAGGAGCCAGAUUGAACUAACAUGCUUCUCUUUCUUGGUUUUUUUUUUCCUUCAUGUCUGUCAGCACCCUUAAUGGCCAUCUUAUUCAGAGAUGAAAGCAUGGCACUCCUGCCUUGCACAUUAUUUACUUUGAACAAAUUAUAUGAAUCACAAUUUAAGUAAGGAUAACUGUAAGUUCUUGAAUAUGAACUUGUUCUUGAACAGCCUCCAAGUUCUUGAAUAGCCUCCAGCAGUAUUCAGAAUCUGUAUUAUGCAUAAUUCCUAUAUAGGCAGUCCUUGACUUACAACGUUUUGACUUGCAAUGGUUCACACUUGCAACAUGUAUAAAUUGACACUGUUUCAAUGUUUAUGACAUCAGUUUUGACUUUACACCGUUAGAUCCGAUGCGAUGCCGCUCCAGUGACCAAGCUUACUGAGUUGCUCAUCUUCCUGGAGAACAUCUGUCCAAACUUCCUUGGACACUUUCUUAAAGAAAGCGGGCAAGAUUCCAGAAAAACCUGCAGCUAAGACUCCUGCGAAGGCUCCGGCCAAGAACCCUUCAAAAAGUCCAACUAAGAGCCUUUCAAAAAGUCCAGCAAAGUCACCUCAAAGAAGUCCUUUCAAAUCAAUAUGAUUGCUAUUUACAUUAAUGAAGGGCCUUUGAGACCUGUGCUAGAAUGUAUUGACCUUGUCAGUAGUGAAGAUGAAGAGCCUAGCAGCAGUGCCAGCAUUCAUAGAAAAGUAAAACGUAAAGAUCACAUUGACUAUCAGAAAGAAAGGGUUGCUUCAACCCUAGCUCGCCUAGCACGCCAUGUGGAAGUAGAGAUACAGCAGAAAGAGGAGAAAAACAAAGCUUUCAAGGAAAAAAUGGAUUCCCAGUAUGCUCAUGGAUUGCAGGAGCUGGAAUUUAUUCGGGGACAUAGUGAUACAGAAGCAGCAAAAUUGUGUGUAGACCAGUGGUUAAAAAUGCCAGGUCUCAAGCCAGGUAUGGUUAAUUAUGGAAGAGGUGGAUUCCAGAGGGCAGGUGGAUUCCAGAGGGCAGGCCAGGCACCAGUGAAGAGCAGUCCUAUUUUAUGUCCUGUAAUGCAUUGCAACAGAAAAUUUGAUAAUGGGCAUCUUCUGUUAGGUCACCUGAAGAGAUUUGAUCAUUCUCCUUGUGACCCAACAAUUACACUCCAUGGAGCUCCAGCUAGUGCCGUUGCCUGUGUGAUAUGCUUUAAAAGAUUUGUUACUUCACAGGAGUACUGCGAACAUCUUGUAUCUAAGAUAAAUGAAAAUGAUGGGCAUAAAAGAGAUCUCCCUCCACAGCUUAUUCAGUGCUUUGCAUGUCCUCACUGCUUCCUCCUUUUCAGCAAAAGAGAUGAAUGUUUGAAGCAUAUGUCUGGGAAGAAUCACUUCCUCCAGGUUUUUAAAUUGAGUGAUGAAGCAGUAACUGCUCUUCCUUUGCCUUUCCCAACCUACGCAAAGAAGCUUCUGGUAUCCUUAUGCAAAGAGGUCCCAUUCCAGGUUAAGUGCACAUCCUGCCGCCAGACAUUACGGUCACAUAUGGAGCUAACAGCACACUUCAGAACUCGUUGUCGAAAUUCUGGCCCUGUAGUACUGUCGGAGAAGAGCAUUUCCCAGGUGGCAGAAAUAUUUGUAGCAAGAGGUCGCUGUCAAAAUUGUGAUAAGCUCUUUGCUGAUGAGAACCAGAUCAAACAGCAUAACCAAACAACUCAGCACAAGGUUAAAAUUAUUACCACAAUCGAAGAGUCUAUCUUGAUUUUCUGUCAUAUCAAUGGAAGAAAGAAAAAUCUGUCUCAUAUCAGUCAGACAAUAAAUCGGUCAAAAUCAUCACUACUUAAGAGACCGUUGACUUUGAGUGAGUCUGCUAAUGAAAAUAAGUCUGCCAUUUCAAAACAGAAGAAUAAUUUAGAAAACAAAAAUCAGGAAGUUGGAGUAAAACUAGGUCAAGACAAUACAUGCAAAAUAAAAGCCUGGUUUUGUGAAUGUUUUUUGAAGUUUUCUUCUGAAGAGUCAGUAGAAAAACACAUUUUUUCAGCAAAUAGAAUCUGUUAUAAAUGUGCGGUUUGUGGGAAGCUUGCUGAAAACUCGAGCAUUAUCAGUCUCCAUAUGAGUCGGUUCCACGGAGGGGCACACUUGACUAAUUUCCUUUUCUGGUGUCGAGCAUGUAAUACAGAUUUAUCAAAAGAAGAGAAUGUUAUGGCACAUGUGACUGAAUUUCAUGGUGGACAUAGUUACUAUUUUGAGCAGGAAGAAGCUCUAGAAGAUGAAUCUAUGCUAUCUUCUGACACAGUUUGUAGUACCUCAGUUAAAUGUGAAGAAACCAUUACUAUCUCUAUGGAGCAGUCCCUUGGGAAAAAUCCCAUUUUAGGAAAAUGGCAGUGCCGCAUUUGUGAGGAAAUGUUUGAUUCUGAAGGUAGUGUUAAAAAGCAUUGCAUGUCUUUAGAAAGCCAUGAAUUUCACAGGUAUUGCUGUGGAUUGUGCAAAAAUCACUUUCGUAAAAUAGAAACACUAUACCGACACUGCCAGACGCACCACAAUCAACAAGUACAGGUUAAAUAUUAUUGUGGUAUUUGUGGGAAUCUCUUUUUUGAUGUUGAAGAAGAAUUUCUAACACAUUAUAAGUCUUCCCAUAGCAUGGAUUAUAUGUUUUUGUCUGACCAAACUGAAGCAUCAAUAAAAACUGAAGAUUUUUUGCCAUUAGAAGAAGAAAACUAUCUAAGCUGUGGCUGCCGAGAAGAUUACAUCUCAAAAGCAAAUAGAAAGAUAGAUUAUGAUAUUUGUCUGAAAAACAUGCUAAAAAAAGGAAAUCUGUGGUUUCGCUGUUGCUUCUGUACAGCAACAGCACAAAAUUAUGCAGACUUGAAUGACCACCUCAGCAGUCACCCAACACAGAAAUGCACCCAAGAGAUGUAUGUUGUGAAGUGUAGUGCAUGCAGCAAAAAUUUUACUGAUCUUAAGAGUGCCCAUCAACACUAUCAUGAUAAACAUUGCUUCUUGCAGAAGCCUGAUACAACACAGUUCAGUUCAAAAAAAGAAAGCAAUGUCUUCAAAUUCACAGCAAGCGGUGCUUGUGUGAGUAAGAAGCCCGACAAACUGAAGCUUUCUGAAAAGUUUCCGAAAAGAUCAAUAUCUCCCUCUUUAAAAGGACCCAUAGAUGGAAAGAAAGGAAGAAGUAAGAAAACGCAUUCGCCAGAACCUAAUGAAGUUGAAGACAGUGAGCUGCCAGAUUUUGACUACCUCAAGACCAUGACUCACAUUGUGUUGGUGGAUUUAGACAAUUGGGGAAGUUUUUUCACUCGUCUUCCGGCUAGCCUGAACCAAGGGACAUUUAUCUGGGGAUUUCAAGGAGGAUGUAGCAACUGGAAGCCUCCAGAUAAGUGCAAAAUCUUUGAUUAUCUUAAUAAGAUAGGAUGUUUCUUCCUUCAUCCACGUUGUGGGACCAGAAGAGAAGCCGCAGACUUUGCGCUCUGCAUGCAAGCUGGCCGUCUGGAUGAACACCUCCCCAAACAAAUUCCUUUUACCGUUCUUUCUGGAGACCAAAGUUUUCUAGAACUGGAGAAGCAGUUUAAGCUGACUCAUCGAUCAGCUCACAUUCUAAAUCCUCAUCACAUAGAUGGAGACAUGAUGUGUGCCUUAUUAAAUAGCAUUUCGGAUACCACAAAAGACAGUGAAGAUGAAGAAAAUAUUAAAAAGACAGUGCAGAUGAGUUUAGAAGAAACAAAGAAACACGAAGAUCUUGACACCUUACCUUAGUGGAAAGAAUGCUGUUUUUUCUAUAUCACACUUAAAGAGCAAGAUGCAGAAUUGCAAGAAGCUAUCAAGCGAAGUCUGGAGGACAUAUAAAUGAAGUUACUACUGUGUGCUAGUAGCAUGCCAUCUAAGCUGUUUAUGGAAAUGGACGCGUAUUCAUCCAUUUACAAAGGGUCAGGAAAUACUGCUUUAAUAGCACUUGUAUGUUUAGAUUUGUAAUAUAACGUUGCUGUUUGAGUCAUGCAAUUUAACAUCUGGAGUUUAUAGAUGUAUAUACUGCAACUUAUUAUGUGUGAUAGAAGAAAAUAAAUUUUAAAAGCC
This is a messenger RNA of Alligator sinensis (Chinese alligator), 4539 nucleotides long. It is a transcript of the gene ZNF451, whose product is annotated as zinc finger protein 451. Bases 1093 to 4221 code for a protein of 1042 amino acids. Gene Ontology annotation, molecular function: sequence-specific DNA binding; DNA-binding transcription factor activity, RNA polymerase II-specific. NCBI's taxonomy places the organism in Eukaryota, Metazoa, Chordata, Crocodylia, Alligatoridae. Gene Ontology annotation, cellular component: nucleus. Gene Ontology annotation, biological process: regulation of transcription by RNA polymerase II. The transcript is spliced from 15 exons. The record is from RefSeq and is a predicted model, not a curated record.